AUAUUUAGUCAUAUAUAUUAGAACGCAUUACAAGAAAUACCUAGUACCGAUGUCAAUUGAUAUACCGAUUCAUAAUAUCAUAUCAGUGCAUCCCUAUUCCCUAUUAUUGAUUAGAUUUUGCCAACAUAAAUGUCAUAAAGUGUUACUGAAAACCGAAAAUGGACGAAAGCGGUGUUUCAUAAAACUUCGUUUGAAUUUACUGAGACUUGUUGAAUAAGAAUAAAGUUAUAAAUUGUAAAUGUGCGCAAAUGAUAGUAUUAAGAAAUUAAUAAUGAAGAUGGCGCCAGGGUAAUUUAAUCACAGACAUACUGUGGAUCAAUACUUGAAGCCUGAAGGGAGGACAUUGUUACCAGAAAAUCCUCUAAAGAGGUAAAAUAUUUGAAUACUCGUGCAUUAAAUUACGUGAAAAUGAUGAACAGGGACAAACGUGAGCCGGAGUACCCGACGGAGCUGGAGUCGGAAUUCAUAUUACGGCUUCCAGACGAACCUGCGAAGAUACUCAGAGAAGUGUUGAAAACGGGCGACAAUCUCAAGAAUCGCCUCACCAUCCAGAUGGACAACGACAUGAGGCAUGGUGAAGUACGCUUGGAUCACUGGCUCAUGCAUGCCAAGAUCGUCGACCUGCCGACCGUCACAGAAGCUCUCAAGACCAUUGACAACAAAAGCUUUUACAAGACAGCAGACAUCUGUCAGAUGAUGAUUUGCAAAGACGAGCCUGACCAACCAUCUACGGAAGAGGAGUCACCUGCUAAGAAAAAGAAAGACCCUUAUAAGGUAGACAAGAAAUUCUUGUGGCCCCACGGCAUAACACCGCCGACGAAAAAUGUUCGCAAACGUCGCUUCAGAAAGACGUUGAAGAAGAAGUAUGUAGAAGCUCCCGAGAUAGAGAAGGAAGUUAAGAGAUUGCUCCGUGCAGACAACGAAGCGGUCAGUACCACUUGGGAAGUCAUAACAGAAGAAGAUGAACAGCAUCCAAAACAAGAGCCCACCAGCACUGUAACACACAUUAAACCUGAAAAGAAAACCAAAGCUGAACGUAAUCCUAAGCGUGAACCACCUUCAGAUGCCACUAAUCCGGAAUCUUCAAAUGUUGUAGACAUCUUUGGAGGCGCUGUGAGUGACAGUGAUUUGGAGGAUGAAAACAUCAAUGUAGAAUUGGAAGACAGCCAUCUGUCAGCAUACGACAGCCGUCUCUCUGAUAACAGCUCCAUGCUCGGGUUGGGGGAACAAUCAAGCCGUCGGGAACUGCCAAUUGAAUUUGGGUCACACAUGUUCCAGUCUCCAGUUGCCCACAGCAGUAAGAAUUUCCCAGGUCACAGCCGAUCAGUCACUCCAGCUGCAACUAGUGUCAAGGGUGGUAAUGUUUCCUCUGAGGAAGAAGAUGAUCAGUCGAGGGAUAUGUCCAAAGAGAAUAUGACUUUACGUAUCGAACAACUCAAGGCUGAAGUUGAAGAAUUAAAGCAGCGGAGGCAAAGAACUCAGCACGAGAUAGCUGGAAUGGAGAACUUGGCGCUGCGCCAGCGAUUCCAAGACAUUUUGCAUACUCUGAACCAAGAUAUCAUGUACAAGGAAAUGGAAUACCAAGGCAUGGUUACGCUUCAAAAUUCUGAUGAUAUAUGACAUAAAAAGUAAAUGACUGCUAACUAAUGCAGUCAUGAUUGAGCCGGAUCAGUCUCGUGCCCGAUUGUGGCAAUCAAGAUGGAGAGAAAUGGGGGUUUUACUAAUACAUUUACCUUUGUUAUGGAUGUCUAGUAUUUGAUCUGUAAUCUGAUUGUCUAGUAUCAGUAGUUUCUAUGGCAUUGUAUGUUUUAAACAUUCUGAAUAUCUAUAUACUUGUUUACUUAGGGUACUGUAUGUAUACAUAAUCCUCAAAUGUGCACAUAAUAUAUUCAAUAAUUUUUGCACAACUUAUGUGUAAUAAUCAAAUAUGUUUUACAUUUCCAUAACCCAUACCAUGAAUUUGUAUUAAACCAGUGUCGCUCAUUGUAUGGAGCAUUAAAUUUUAAUGGAUUUUAUGUAAUCAUAUCUCGGAAGUUGUAUUAAUGUUGUAUUUAAAAUACAGUUGUCAUAUAUAAAUUUGCAGAUGAUGAGAUAAGGCACCAUCAAAGUAUUAUGUAUAUUAACUCAUGACUUAGAGUCUAGCAAUAUGUAACAUAUAUAUUAUAAACUUAUUAUACCCUAAAGUAGUAAGGUGAUCUGGCUUGUAUAUCCACUGAACAUAUUGUUCCAUGACAUUGUAUACUGUAAUCAGGAACUCCUUACUAGACAUAGAAGAUUAUUCAAAUAAAAUUUUACAAAUUUGUCCUUGGAAUGGUAAAUAUACUAUUUAUGUAUGGUAUUAUGUAUCUAACAUGACUGAAGAAAUGGUUGGAAAGUGAAGAAAGACAUUACAGAAGUAAAGGGAGUGAGGAAGAUGUUUAGAAGGGAAGGAAUAUAUUGGGAAGAAUGAACAACACAUUGCUGUGAAUUGCUGAAAGCUGAUUGGGGUCACCCAAGUAAAUUGUGAUGGCAAGAGAAUGAGAAUAAUAAUUAAAUAUUAAUAAUAAUGAACUAGUCUGAACUUUAUGCUUAUACUAUUUAUGAUCUAUUAUAUCUUUAUGUGAAAUAAAGGAAUUUUAAAACUUU
This is a messenger RNA of Manduca sexta (tobacco hornworm), 2625 nucleotides long. RefSeq names its product transcription initiation factor TFIID subunit 7. The record is from RefSeq and is a predicted model, not a curated record. Gene Ontology annotation, molecular function: RNA polymerase II general transcription initiation factor activity. Gene Ontology annotation, cellular component: transcription factor TFIID complex. Gene Ontology annotation, biological process: transcription initiation at RNA polymerase II promoter; RNA polymerase II preinitiation complex assembly. NCBI's taxonomy places the organism in Eukaryota, Metazoa, Arthropoda, Insecta, Lepidoptera, Sphingidae.